AUAUAGGAAAGGAAAAGAUAUUGAAAGGAAGGCGACAAGUGGCGCGGAUGCUGGUGAAAGGAAGUUGAGGGCAGGUAGCCCUGUCGAGUGUGAUGGCAGCUACUGAUUCAGUAGCUGUAAUGGACCUCCCAGUGGAGCCGCAGUCUCUUAAGAAGCUUAGCUUCAAGUCUCUGAAGCGUGCUCUGGACCUCUUCUCCCCGAUGCAUGGCCAUCAUCCUCCCUCUGAUCUAGAGAGCAAGAGGGUUCGUGUCAACUACAAGCUGCAAGCUGAAUAUGGAUCAGUAGCAAACUUGUCUGGCCAGCAAGCUGUAAAGCAGAACAAGGCACAGGAAAAGGGGGUUCAAGGUUCAAUGUCUACUGCAUUAGUUCCCCUAGGAGGCCAAGAAAUCAAGGCUUCUCGAAAUGAUGGGAACCAAGGUGCUGUUAUUCCUGCACCUACCAUGCUACCAAAAGGACCUGAGAUUGGUACUGCAAGCAGAAAUACAGGGGUUUUAGUUUCAGCUACAGACAGAUAUAACUCUACAUCUGCUCUGAUGGAAAGGAUUCCAAGUAGAUGGCCUCGUCCCUCAUGGCAUCCUCCUUGGAAGAAUUAUAGGGUCAUCAGUGGCCACUUGGGAUGGGUUCGUUCCAUUGCAUUUGAUCCAAGCAAUACAUGGUUCUGUACUGGUUCCGCUGAUAGGACCAUAAAGAUAUGGGAUGUUGCAUCUGGAAGAUUGAAGUUAACUCUAACUGGACAUAUUGAACAAAUUCGCGGACUUGCUGUCAGUCAAAAGCACACUUAUUUAUUCUCUGCUGGUGAUGACAAACAAGUUAAAUGUUGGGAUCUUGAACAAAAUAAGGUUAUCAGGUCUUAUCAUGGACAUUUGAGUGGUGUAUAUUGCUUGGCUCUUCAUCCAACUAUUGAUGUGCUGCUAACAGGUGGACGGGAUUCUGUUUGCCGGGUUUGGGACAUUCGUUCGAAGGCAAUGGUUAUGGCUCUCUCUGGUCAUGAUAACACUGUUUGUUCAGUUUUUGCUCGGCCAACGGAUCCACAAGUUGUAACUGGUUCCCAUGAUAGUACUAUUAAGUUCUGGGAUCUUGUAGCUGGAAAAACAAUGACAACACUGACCCACCACAAGAAAUCUGUUCGUGCGAUGGCAUUACAUCCAAAAGAGAGAAGUUUUGCAUCUGCUUCAGCAGACAAUAUAAAAAAGUUUAACCUUCCAAAAGGCGAAUUUCUUCACAAUAUGCUCUCCCAGCAGAAAACAAUAAUAAAUUCGAUGGCAGUUAACGAAGAUGGUAUUCUUGCCACUGCAGGUGACAACGGAAGCCUUUGGUUCUGGGAUUGGAAAAGCGGCCACAACUUCCAGCAGGCUCAGACCAUUGUCCAGCCAGGUUCUCUGGACAGUGAAGCGUGCAUUUAUGCUCUUUCUUAUGAUAAUAGUGGGUCAAGACUUGUUACAUGUGAAGCUGACAAAACUAUUAAGAUGUGGAAAGAAGAUACAAGUGCAACUCCAGAAACCCAUCCUAUCAACUUCAAGCCACCAAAAGAGUUCCGUAGAUACUAGUUCUGCCAUUUCCCAAUGGCUCUGAUCAGUUUGAAUUGCUAGGUGACCAUGGAAGGAAAACUAUAUUACUAUCAAUUCAUGCUGAGCUGAUUCAAACCCAGUUCUUUUAAUCUUUCUGCUCUCUGUUGUUAGCAUUUUCCUAGAACUGGUCAAUUAUGUUUUUCUUGUAUUUGAAUUUUGCUAGCAUUUUAUUUCAGAUUUUUAAUUAUAGUCCUAAUUAAAAAAAAACAAA
Zingiber officinale is the source of this 1779-nucleotide messenger RNA. RefSeq names its product protein pleiotropic regulatory locus 1-like. Gene Ontology annotation, biological process: mRNA splicing, via spliceosome. Lineage: Eukaryota; Viridiplantae; Streptophyta; Magnoliopsida; Zingiberales; Zingiberaceae. The record is from RefSeq and is a predicted model, not a curated record. Gene Ontology annotation, molecular function: protein binding. Bases 93 to 1547 code for a protein of 484 amino acids. The transcript has 18 exons. Gene Ontology annotation, cellular component: precatalytic spliceosome; Prp19 complex; catalytic step 2 spliceosome.